This is a messenger RNA of Symbiodinium natans, 432 nucleotides long. Lineage: Eukaryota; Dinophyceae; Suessiales; Symbiodiniaceae. The record is from the annotation of a GenBank genome assembly.
AUGUUCACAUCAGCAGACCAUCAGAGACACACUGUAGAUGAUGUUGGCGGGGGCGCGCCUGACCAGGAGCACGGGCACCAGAAAGACGAAGCCGAUGAAGCCUUGCAAGAGGCGGCAGAGUCGGAGGGCCCCGCCCGCAGGUGGACGAGGAGUGCGAUUGCUUUGGACCUGGAGUUGCCUUUCGUUGAUGCACGAAGCGACCUGCAGAAAGCUGCGCAGGAAGCGGAGUUCCGCACCAACAGCCCUUGCGAGCCCUGCAAGCCCCGCAAGCCCCGCCAGCUGUCACGAACCGGUGCCGACAGCCGACAGUCCAGACCAAAGUUCUGCCGAGAUGGAACCCCAAAGUCAGCUUGCCGGACAAGCGGAGGAGCCAGCAGUGACAUGAGUGACGCUGCUGCACACGUAGCAUCGCCCACUUGUCGCAGACAUUAG